GAAAAUGAGAAAAAAAGGUAUCCAAACUUUCAACGCUUUCAUUAUAUAUUGAGAAAAAAAAAAGCUGAUCGUCUCUAUAUCUCAAAGAGUGCUCGAAGAAAGAUAUCACAUCUCUCUCCUACAAUCUCCACUUCUGCUCUUCAGUUGAUCAAAGGUUGACUUCCACAAUCAACUGGUCAAGCAUUAUUCAUCAUGUCCAUAUUUCGGCAUCGUGGGUCUCGUGGACAACAACACGAACAAGAGGAUCACGAGCUGCAUCCCGAGUCUAAGAUCAACGAGCUUAGAUCAGCUCUUGGUCCGCUCUCGGGGCGCAGUUUACAAUUCUGCACGGAUGCAUGCUUAAAAAGAUAUUUGGAAGCUCGAAAUUGGAAUGUAGAGAAAGCGAAAAAGAUGUUGGAAGAAACACUUUCAUGGAGAUCAACCUACAAACCCGAAGAUAUCCGUUGGCCUGAGAUCGCUGUCGAAGGUGAAACCGGGAAAGUGUUCAGAUCAAACUUUCGUGACCGUAUUGGACGAACUGUUUUGAUAAUGCGACCCGGGCUGCAGAACACAACAGGAAUGGACAACCAGAUAAAACAUCUGGUGUACUUGAUAGAAAACGCGAUCCUUAAUCUUCCAGAAGGGCAGGAAGAAAUGGUGUGGAUGAUAGAUUUCACUGGUUGGUCAUUCAGCACCAAUGUGCCGGUUAAAACAGCCCGAGAAACAAUCAGCAUACUACAGAACCACUAUCCACAAAGGCUAGCCGUAGCGUUUCUCUACAGCCCACCACGUAUUUUUGAAGCAUUUUGGAAGAUUGUCAAGUACUUCUUGGACCCAAAAACGUUCCAGAAGGUGAAGUUUGUGUACCCGAAGAACAAAGAGAGUGUGGAGAUCAUGCAAUCAUGUUUUGAUGUGGAUAAUCUCCCAACCGAGUUUGGCGGGAAGGCGACUAUGAAGUAUGACCAUGAAGAAUUUUCGAGAUUAAUGGUCCUGGAUGAUGUCAAAACCGCUAAAUACUGGGGACUCGACCAAAAGACUAACGGGAAUGCUGCACAAGAGACUGAGCCAUGCUAACCACGGUCUAACUGAGACGCUCGUUUUGAUCUACCUGAAUUUUGCUUAUUCGUUAUAUAUGUGGUCAAGUAUGAUACUUUUACUCUCCUAAUCGAACUACAAAUAUUAUUGAUUUUGUAUUAUAAACUUAAGAGAAGAUAAGUAAUUUUCUACAUUCUUCAUAGCAUA
Messenger RNA from Helianthus annuus (common sunflower), 1221 nucleotides. Its product is annotated as phosphatidylinositol transfer protein 3. The record is from RefSeq and is a predicted model, not a curated record. The transcript has 6 exons. Bases 193 to 1053 code for a protein of 286 amino acids. NCBI's taxonomy places the organism in Eukaryota, Viridiplantae, Streptophyta, Magnoliopsida, Asterales, Asteraceae. Gene Ontology annotation, molecular function: phosphatidylinositol transfer activity.